UGUUGACAUCUUAUAGUUAAACAGGCAGCUACGCGUAGCGCUGUUAGAUUGAUGAAUGAUGACAGUAUGUAGUUUACAGCAUGGUGGCUGGUGGCAUCGUAAUUGUCAACACCGAUCAAUCAAAGAAUAAUGUCUCACAAGGGUGCAAUUAGAAAGGCUUCGAUCACCAAAGAUGUGCUACAAUCAAACAGUAAGUCCAAAUCAAAAUCUUUAACAUCUCCUAAAGAGUCAGAGAAUCCUGAAAAAAUUGACUCAAAAUCAGAGAAAAAGUCUGAAAGAAUGGGAAGCAGCAGCAGGCUUUCAAGAUCAAUGCAAAAUAUACAAUCGAGUAAAAGUAGUACAAAGCAAACAGUUAGGUCGUCACAAAAUAAAUCCAUAAGGGAAAGUUUGUCUUCUACUGCUAAGUUAAAUGUUAGUGCCUCUAAAACAUCUGUAACAUCUAAAAUGGUACCUGAUCCUCCGAAAAGAUCAAGCAGUAGUACUGUCGUAAAAAGCAGAUCAUCUACUGGAAGAGUACAGAGUACCUACUCGGAGAAAAGAGGAACGAGUACAAUAUAUAUGCCAUCAUCACAUUCGACAAAGCUUAGUUCUAAAUCAGUCAGUAAAGAUACAAGAUCUAUACCAAAAGAAGAAGAAAAUAAAUCAAGGUCUAAGUCCAGACAGCGUAAACUCUCUAGAACAUUGAGUCCUAGUGAAAUAAAAAUGUUGCAUUCAGCUACAAGCAGACCGGGUCAUAUGGUGAGAGAUCAAAGUAAGAGGAGAUCUCCUAACACUAACACAUAUCAGACGAGCAAUGAAGAUGAUUAUGAGGAUGAUUUUGAGGACUACGAAUCCGAUUUUCAAGAGUGCACAGACAGUGAGACGAGCGAAGUUAGCGAGGAAACAAGCACUCAUAGUAAUUCUCCACUGGAUCCCAUUGAAAUGCAUACUGCUAAACAACAUAAAGUUGUGAAUAGCGCCGACCAACAGAAAGAGGAAGAGCAUAUGCAUGAUUCUGGUCAUUAUGAACUUACAGAAGCUCGGCAGAGAGCGGCAAGGAUAGAAUCUAUUUCGAGCGAUCCCAAGCUAUCUUCACUUCUUGAAUUAAGGCAACCAGUUAACAAAACUUAUAGCGAGGACAGAUUAUGCGAAAAUAAAUCGUUACCGUUAUCCGACGAAGGUUUCGAAGACAGUCGUUCCGGUGAUUUUACAAAGUCUCCGCCAUUAUCGCAAAUUUCAUUUAUUGAUUUUCGUAAAACCAAACAGUCUCCAAAAGUGAAGAAGUCAAAAAAAAAUAUAGGCAGAGGUGAAGAAUUGCUGGAAAUGAUUAAAUUAGAUGUCAUGGAAUGGUCUCUGCUAGAGUGUUUGCCUAUACCAUAUGAGGAAUUCAUUAGAAACUAUGGAAAACUGAAUACUCAGCAAAUAUCCACGCAAACUGGGGAAGACAACAUAGACGUAGAAACGCAAACGGAUAAGGCCACAUUUCAAAAUAAGUGGACUCAAUUUCCAAUAACUUGUAGAAGCAAGUUGCGAACUAAAAAGGAUUUGGAUUUGUUUCGUCUGGAUCAACAUGGUGUUGGCAAUGAUAUCGACGACCUAGAUUCUAUAAAAUCUUUGUCGUCUCCAUCUUUUGAUACAUUAAGACUUAACGAUUUCGUAAAUCGAGCUGGAAGAGUGAUGUUAUCACUGUUGGAAGAAAGGAGAUCUGGUGGAAAUGUAUUCAAAAGCAAGGAAGAAAUAGAAUUUAGCGACGGUUUUGUCAAACUUUCUGUGGAUUCAGUCACGUUUUUGGCUGGCAGAGCAGUGACAAUAAUUCAUUAUUCGAAUAUUUUGAGUAAGAUCUUGCUAACCAUCCAUUCUCCAGUCGAGGAGGAAAUUGAGACAACUAGCAAGCAAGAUUAUAUAACAGACUGUUGCAUUGGAUGCGUGUGGAACGUUUCUGAACCAUCGAUGCCCAUUAAGCUAUUUUACUCAGCCUGCCCUAUUACCGCAUGUUCUUUUCACUUAACAAAUUAUAAUGUUGUAUUUGCUGGACUGCAGGAUGGAUCGAUUAGUCUUUGGGAUUUGAAGGAAGACGAAAUGUGGCAUCCAAAAGUUACAGAUAAGGCCAAUGAGUUGGAUUGGACAAUUCGAAUAGCCACUUACACAACGACAGCGAAUACAGAAAUAAUUACUGAUAAUUCGCAAAUAGUUGCAAUACAAAUAUUAUCUAAACUUGAAGAAAAGUCGUACGAAAGACGUAACAAUAAAUUCGUACCCAUUCAGAUAUGUAGCUUAAAUGAAAAAGGUUCUCUUAUUAUAUGGAGCGUUUUACACAGCAUGGGAUUAAAUAUCGAUGAUUUAGGACUGUCUUAUUGGGGUAGUAUAAGACUCGUUAGAAGUCAAGAACUGCUUUUACCAUGUUAUAAUAUGAAAAAAAGAAUCAGUGCAGCUACUUUUAUUGAUAUGCAUGUGGAUUGUGUUGAUAGCAACAAUUUCUAUAUUGCCACUAACAGUAGCAAUGUUCUGCAUGCUACCUGCAUUGGUAACAAAGCUAGUCCUUCUAUGUAUAAAAAGUUUGAUACUAGUCCAUGCGGGAACAUAAACUGCAUAGAAACAUGUCCAUUUGAACAGUCAUUUUUCUUGGUCGGUUGUGACGACGGUACAAUUCGAUUACAUUGUUUGAAUAUUGAAAAACCAAUUUUGCAAGUGAGAGAUGAAGAUAACACGUACAGUAUUAAGUCCCUACGGUGGUCAAAAACAAAACCGUUCACUAUUUUCGUGCUGGACAAUAAUUUGCGGAUACACAUAUGGGAUUUAAGUCACAGUGACAUAUCUCCAAAGCAUACAGUAAGCAUGCAGAAAGUUGGAUCCAUUAAUAGUAUGCAAUUGUCACCUUGUAAAACUGAAAAAGAUAUGAAUCAUCAGUAUUUGGCGUUUGGAACGGAAACCGGAAAUGUAGAAAUAUAUAAAUUGAAACCAGAUUUCUGUAACUCUAAGAAAGAAGAUUAUUUGCAAGAAUUGAAUACUUUUAUGCGAUAUGUUGCGAUUUUGUAAAGAAUCGAAAGAAAUGAUUAUUUUAUACUUCCAAUGUAUAUUUAUGUUCUGCAAGUAACUAGAGCAUAUUUACUUGGUAUUUAAUCCAAGACAAUCUUCUGAACACCACAUACAAAGUAUAUUAUUGUAUUGCAAACUAGAAAAGGUCCUAGGAAAUGUAUUGAUCCGUCCAGUAACAAUUUUUAAUCCAUGAUAUCAAUCUAAGGAACAGAAGCCACGAUUUGUACAAAAGUAUUAUUAUUUAUUGCACAGUAUUCACGUUCUUAAAGAUAAAUACGUUCAUAAAUUGUAUACAAAUCAUUGUUUUAUAAUAUAAAGAACUGUUUAAAUAAUGUGCAAUUAAUAAAAGAUAGAUCUCUGUUAUUUAUUUCACUGAAUAUUAUUUUAUUCACAGAUUUAUUGAAUAAAGUUUUUAUUGCAAUGAUAGAA
Messenger RNA from Megalopta genalis, 3444 nucleotides. RefSeq names its product cytoplasmic dynein 2 intermediate chain 1. Gene Ontology annotation, biological process: intraciliary transport. Lineage: Eukaryota; Metazoa; Arthropoda; Insecta; Hymenoptera; Halictidae. Gene Ontology annotation, cellular component: cytoplasmic dynein complex. Gene Ontology annotation, molecular function: dynein light chain binding; dynein heavy chain binding. The record is from RefSeq and is a predicted model, not a curated record.